AUGGCCUCCAAAGCCUCCUCAAUUAACGCCGGACCCGGACAGUCUCAAAUUCGCUCUUGCAACACCUGCAAGAGUAAGAAGACGCGAUGCGACAAGAACACACCAUGUUCGUCGUGCGCUUCUUCGGGCAGAACAUGCAUUUACCCACCGGCUGAGAAGCGCGUGAGGCGAACGAAGAAAACAAUCCUGGCUGAGAUGGCUAGCCGCAUUGCAAGUUUAGAGCACAGCCUUGCCGAAGCAACAACGCAUGUGAAUCUGCAUUGCAGCAGCUUCGAGCCAAUCACGACUACGAAGGGGAAAGACUCACCCAAAUACUUACUAAUACAUAAGGACUCUACCGGCCAAUAUCUCAAUGAGAUACUGGUGACCCGAGUUCUUGGUGGGGUACGUUUUGCCAAUACUAAUGAUGGCUGUACUAAUAUGUAUCAGGACGAAAGCAUUGCAACAGCUCUUACGACAUCACAGCACGAGCAAAGACAUCUUCUGACCUCUCCCUUCGAUGCAAUGGGGAUUAUGUCUUCUCCCUGCUAUACCCAGCACCCUUCUGCAUUUCACCCUAGCAAAGCCACUGCCAUCGAGCUUUGGAACAUCUACCUGAAUAACGUUGAGAUUAUCCUCGGACUGAAGUUGACACACAUCCCUACCGAUGAAGUCAGAGUUUACUCAACUAUAGCUGACCCUGCCAGUGCAAAGUUUGAUGAACUUGCAUUUUGCUAUAGUAUCUACUUUGCAGCGGCUGUGUCACUCGAAGAUUCGACAUCGUUCUUCCUGGAUAAGGCUACUGAGCUUCAGCGUUCCAAAAUGGGUAUCGAACAGGCCUUUGCCCACGGAGACUUCUUCAAUCAGCCAACAUUGACUGGUCUACGAGCUUUAGCUAUCUACCUAUCCGCAAUACGUGUUCAUAAUCGAGGGAAAUCUGUUUGGAUUCUUAAUGGUCUAGUCAUUCGAGUAGCUCAAUCUCUUGGACUCCAUAAAGAUGGGACUAAGCUUGGGUUGCUACCUUUUGAGUCGGAACUCCGUCGAAGACUUUGGUGGCAUAUCAUUACCAGAGACAGCCGGUCCGGUGAAGACUUUGGUUUGGAGGACCCCAAUGACCUGCUGUUGACAUCAGAUGUCAAAAUACCCUUGAAUAUCAAUGAUGCGGACAUCUUCCCUGAAAUGGAUGAGUUUCCAGUUGAGCAGACCGAAUGGACCGUCAUGACUUUCUCGUUAAUCAAUGUCGACUUAGCUAAGGCCAUGGAAAGUCUGAAAGCUGGUAAACCCUCGAAUUCAACGCUCAGCAAAGAAGGGAGGGACAAAAUACUUCAAGAUGUGCAUACUAGAGUCAAGACAAGACUCGAGAAGUGCAACCCGAUAACGCCGCACCAACGACUUACGGCUCACUGCGCAAACUAUCUUUUACGAAAGCUCGACUUUGUCACAAACCAACAGUGGCUCUUAUCACAGAAGAGGGAGGUCAAUGACUCCAUACUAAAAGAGGAGACACUUAUAGCCGCGUUGGACAUCCUGGAAGCGAGGACAGCUGGCGGUGAUCCCUUUCUAGCGCAGUUCUCAUGGGCUAAGAAGGUUCAUCCGCAAUACCAUGUGACAUUGUAUGUUCUGUGGUAUUUGUGCUCUAAACCUCAAGGUCUGCACGUCGAACGUGCUUGGCGUGCUUUAGAUAGCAUAUUUGAACAGGAGAUGGCUUUUGACUUCAUUGGCUGUACUGGAGCUAAACCAGCUGUUCUGAAGGCGUUGAAGACAAAAGCCGAAACACUGCGGAAGAAUCUGGACGCACCAACUUCAAGGACUGGAUGUAGCUUAGAGCCUGCUACAUCGACUGAGCUAGAACACAGUGAGGACCCUUUGAAAUUCAUUGAAGGCUUCAACUUCGAUGAAGAGGUUUUUGAAGACGGAGUUCCAUGGUCAUCGUGGACCUUCUUACUUCAGGAACUUCAAGCGGAUCAACCGUUAGUUCAAUAA
Messenger RNA from Fusarium verticillioides 7600, 1962 nucleotides. RefSeq lists its product as hypothetical. The record is from RefSeq and is a predicted model, not a curated record. NCBI's taxonomy places the organism in Eukaryota, Fungi, Ascomycota, Sordariomycetes, Hypocreales, Nectriaceae. Gene Ontology annotation, molecular function: DNA binding; DNA-binding transcription factor activity, RNA polymerase II-specific; zinc ion binding. The coding region runs from base 1 to 1962 and encodes 653 amino acids. The transcript has 2 exons. Gene Ontology annotation, biological process: regulation of DNA-templated transcription; DNA-templated transcription.